AUGGUUGACGGACCAAGGUAUGUCGAGGAUCUUUUGCGAGAAAACGAGCGGCUGCGAGAUGCACGCCCAGCUGCCCCGUCAGAAACCGCUGUCUCGCGCCAAGUCCCUACUGUAGAGAACCAGGAAACUUUACAGAACCCUCUUGUUGAGGACAGACCUCAAGGAUGGUUUUUCCCCAUGUCGUCUCUCGACAUGCCCAUACAUAUCAGUGAAGCCGCCGAUGCAGCUUUCGCCACCCGGUUUCGCGAGGCGUUGACUCCGUACAGUUCACACAUUCCGAGAACCAGCUAUGUGCGGGAUGAAGCCCUCAUGUUGCUUUCCGAGUCUCAAUUCAGCUGGCCAGCGCCGGCCAGAGCACGGUUCUUGGUCAAGGUUGCUUUGAGCACUGUCUGCCAGUACUAUCACAUCGUGCUCAAGUCUUCAGUGAUGGAAGCAGUCGAAACAGCUAUCAAAAACGUCAACGACGUCGAGAGGUUGAUGAAGUGCAAAUUGUUGGCGCUGUUCGCCUUGGGCGAGGUGUACUCCAGCCGCGUUGCUGCCCAGGAAGCGUCUUUCCCUGGUCUUUCGUAUUUUGCACAGGCCAGAAGAAUGGUCAGCAUUCCUGCGGAGAGGCCUACAAUGCACACAGUCGAGAUCGCGCUUCUUCUUGUGCUCUACUCGUACAACCUCAACCGUAGGCACACCGCGUACCUGCUUGCAAGCUCCGCGGUCAGGCUAAGUAUCGUCAUGGGCCUCAAUCUGAACGUACCCGACAACUUGUACUCGAAUCGUCUGGCAAGAGAACACCGAACGCGAUUGUGGUGGACGGCGUACGUGCUAGACAGGACAUGUUGUUCCAAACUUGGUCAUCCCGCGAGCAUAGCUGACGAGGACAUCGUCGUCGAUCUUCCGAGCGGCGAUCAUUUAGAAGACGCAGCAGAUUUUGAAGACGUGGACUACAUUCUGAAAAGUAUCGAGCUAGCCGGUUUAUCACAACAGACACGCCAGCAGCUAUACUCUCGACGAAAGCACCACGUGUCCUUCUCUCAAAGGGUGCAGACAACCUUGAAGAACAUCACAAAGUGGAUGGAGACCCUCCCACCUCAACUACAGUUGGAAAACGGCAAAGGAUCUGCACGGCCCAACAGCAUUGUCUACCUCCAUUUACGGUUCAACCAGUGUUCCCGUCACUCAUAUCGACUGUUGAGUGAAGCGUGGAUACACGGAUCUUUUGCUAUCUUCGACUACUUCUACACACAGUAUCUGUUUUCUGCUGCUACGAACCUGGCGCUGUCAAGUCUCCUGGGGUCUGCUCAAAGCCAAAGCGACGGCGACAACCUCAUCACUGCGAUAGAUAUCAUCCGCCAACUUGGUCAAAGUGGAAACUUCGCGGCAAAAGAGUUCUGUCAGCAUCUUGACGCCAUGGAAGAGAGCAUGGAAAGAGUCCGUAAUAACCGCUUGGUGCAGAAUCUUGCACCGCACGUACCGGCCGUGAACAACGAAGCCACGGUCCCAUUCACUGGACCCGUGAUGACGGCGAGUAUGGCGCUUGCCCAGCCUUCACUUCAAGAGUUCCUGGCCGAGACCGAUCUUGCUAUAAGCGAAAUCGACAAUCCAAGUUUUGAUCCGCUACAGACCCCUUACUGGCCGGGUAUAUGGGGCGGUGAUGAGUGGGCAAACGGUUAA
This is a messenger RNA of Ascochyta rabiei, 1665 nucleotides long. RefSeq lists its product as uncharacterized. Gene Ontology annotation, biological process: positive regulation of transcription by RNA polymerase II; DNA-templated transcription. The record is from RefSeq and is a predicted model, not a curated record. The coding region runs from base 1 to 1665 and encodes 554 amino acids. Gene Ontology annotation, molecular function: zinc ion binding; sequence-specific DNA binding. The transcript has 2 exons. Gene Ontology annotation, cellular component: nucleus. NCBI's taxonomy places the organism in Eukaryota, Fungi, Ascomycota, Dothideomycetes, Pleosporales, Didymellaceae.